This is a messenger RNA of Ornithorhynchus anatinus (platypus), 1533 nucleotides long. RefSeq names its product trans-2,3-enoyl-CoA reductase like (gene TECRL). The transcript has 9 exons. NCBI's taxonomy places the organism in Eukaryota, Metazoa, Chordata, Mammalia, Monotremata, Ornithorhynchidae. Gene Ontology annotation, biological process: very long-chain fatty acid biosynthetic process. Gene Ontology annotation, molecular function: oxidoreductase activity, acting on the CH-CH group of donors. The record is from RefSeq and is a predicted model, not a curated record. Bases 50 to 946 code for a protein of 298 amino acids.
GGGAAAUGGCCUGGGUUAAUAUGACAAAUUCUACGGGUUAAGUGGCACGAUGUUCCAAAGGCACAAGCCCCUCGCUUCCAAAUACAAGAGGGAAUUAUCCCUUCAGAGAGGCUCACAGCCCCCACUGCAGAAUGACAUGAAGAAUUUUCACUCUUUGUCGCAACUCGUCCUCUUUGCCGGUCCACUGAAACCUUCUCCGGCGGCCAAGCGUUCGAAGACCGUUCACUUUGAGGUAGAGAUCCUGGAUGCCCAGACUCGAAAGCAGAUAUGUAUCGUGGACAAGAUAUCUCCGACAUCUACUCUACUUGACGUGAAGCACAAAUUCCACAAAACUUGCCCUCAGUGGUAUCCUUCACGUGUGGGCCUCCAGCUAGAACGUGGUGGUCUCUUCCUGAAGGACUCUGUUAGCAUUCAAAGUCUUGCAGCCUCUUCCAUCGUUACCCUCUACUUUACCGACCUGGGUCAGCAGGUUGGUUGGACCACGGUUUUCCUGGCAGAAUACACUGGCCCAUUGCUCAUCUACCUCCUCUUUUACAUGCGACUGACGGGCAUUUAUGAUGAAAAGGAGAGUUUUAAAAAGUUCCGUCAUCCAGUGGUACACUUGGCCUGCUUUUGCCAUUGUUUACAUUACAUCCGGUGUCUUUUGGAGACGUUGUUUGUCCACAAGCUGUCUGGAGGGCACACGCCUUUGAAAAAUUUAAUUCAGGGAUGUGCCUUUUACUGGGGAUUCACAUCCUGGAUCGCCUACUACAUUAAUCAUCCACGAUACACACCACCAUCAUUUGGAAACAGGCAAGUUACAUUCUCUGCCCUCAGUUUUCUGGACAUGCUGCCGCUAAGAUUCUUGAGUGGAUUUCGCCUGCAGGUGGCUUGGUGUGCUCAAUUUUCAGAGAAGCCUGAGUUUAUAUCUUCUGACCUUUUCCCUGGUACUUCCAACCCAAAUUAGAACUGCCCUGGUCAACUCUGGAAUGAAAACUCCUCCAAAUCAGAAGAAAUUUCACAUAACUCUAGCCCUUGCUGAAUUAUUCUUCCUCAGUCCAGUGAAAGGCUUCCUCAUGAUUUAUAUCCAUGGGUCUGACCUUAAGCCCAGUGUUCAGCCCAGGUUGUCACCUCAUGGGUGCAGAGAAUGGUAACACCCCCCCAUUGCUCAUAGUUCUCUUUGUCCUAGAUGGGUCUAUCUCACCAUCCAAAACACAUUGUUAAUGUUCCCCAAACAUCCUGCCUGUUCCUUUAGCCCUCCUCUCUUACAUUUUCUCCCUCUGAGGUUUCAGGGAACCUUUACACUAGUCUAAUCUCUCCCACCUGCUUUGGCAUUAUAUUGGAACUUCUUUGUUAACAUCUCCCACUUGCUGUUCUCUCCAAGUGGCUCUGAAUAGAUCCACUAAUCAUUGGAAACAACUGCACAGGGAAAGCAGAUAAACUCAUAGGGUUUUCGGUAGGUUAAGAUCUUUCUCUGAGAAAUACUUAUUUCUUCAGCUGUACAAAGCUGACUUUGGGGUUUCUUUUGUUGGGAUAAGGGAGAGGAGCAGCUUA